This is a messenger RNA of Anguilla anguilla (European eel), 3189 nucleotides long. It is a transcript of the gene arl8a, whose product is annotated as ADP-ribosylation factor-like 8A. The transcript is spliced from 7 exons. Gene Ontology annotation, biological process: anterograde axonal transport; protein transport. Gene Ontology annotation, molecular function: GTP binding; GTPase activity. Gene Ontology annotation, cellular component: lysosomal membrane. The record is from RefSeq and is a predicted model, not a curated record. Bases 344 to 904 code for a protein of 186 amino acids. NCBI's taxonomy places the organism in Eukaryota, Metazoa, Chordata, Actinopteri, Anguilliformes, Anguillidae.
CCUGCCGUGCCAUCUUUAACCAGGCUCACUUCGCUGUGCAUUGUUUCGGAUCAGCUGUACAUGGAUCCGAAACCCCACCCAGCGAGGAAGGGCAAGCUAUAGGGAAACAGUCGGGUAGUGAAAAAAUACAGGGUGUCGUAAGGAGCUGGAGUGGAAAUUGAACGUAGUCGAAAUAUACGAUCUACAUUUACGCAAAAAAAGCGAAUCGUAUAGAAAUAACACACCCUAGCUAGCAAGCUAGUAUUCCGCGUUCUCUGUGUGCGAUCUCAGCACGGCGGUGGUGUAGACAGUCAGCUGAUAUUUUGCUACAACAAUAUCCUCUCCACCGAGCCGCUUUUCCAAGAUGAUCGCCUUGUUUAACAAGCUCCUGGACUGGUUUAAAGCGCUGUUUUGGAAGGAGGAGAUGGAGUUGACACUGGUCGGUCUGCAAUAUUCGGGGAAGACUACCUUUGUGAAUGUGAUUGCGUCUGGCCAGUUCAGUGAGGACAUGAUCCCCACUGUUGGCUUCAACAUGAGGAAGAUCACAAAGGGAAAUGUCACCAUCAAGCUGUGGGACAUUGGUGGACAGCCGCGGUUCCGGAGCAUGUGGGAGCGUUACUGUCGCGGCGUCAGCGCCAUUGUGUACAUGGUUGAUGCUGCUGACCCAGAGAAGAUUGAGGCCUCAAAGAAUGAACUGCACAACUUGUUGGACAAACCCCAGCUCCAGGGUAUUCCUGUCCUUGUCCUGGGAAAUAAAAGGGAUCUUCCGGGUGCCUUGGAUGAGAAGGAGCUGAUAGAGAGAAUGAAUCUGUCUGCCAUCCAGGACAGAGAGAUCUGCUGUUACUCCAUCUCCUGCAAGGAAAAGGAUAACAUUGACAUCACACUACAGUGGCUGAUCCAGCACUCCAGAACCAGGAGAAGCUGAAACCAGAGACCCCAGUGACCUGAAUGACAGCAUCGUGACACCACCCUUACCACCUCCUUCCUCCUUCCUCCUUCCUCCUCCUCCUCCUCCAAGAUCUUUUCCCUUCUGUAAAAACUCCCCACCCCCACCUUCUUCUCCCGCCUUUUGCCAAGGUCCCUCCUGAUUCCAUUCUUGUAAAGAGGGUAUGAAGAAUAUUAUUUGCACUUUUUCAAUAUUUUUGUUUUAUACUUGUAUACUUUCGCUUUGUUAAUAUGAUUUCAACUGGAUGAAAUUUACACUUGAUAGUUACUGGUCAGAGAUCCUUUUUCACCACUUCGCUUCCCCCCCCCCCCCAUGUUCAAUUUUUGUCGAUUUACACAUGGUACGUGACACCAAGUAUUAUUUGAGAGGCAACCUGUGUUACUCCCAUGAGGUAAAAACAGUAGAGAAACGUCCAUGUUCAUCAAUCAAUCUGUCAUCUCUGCUUAUCCAAGUAAAUAUAAGUCUGUAUAUAAUGAACACGGUCGGAUUACGAUUCAACUUGAGAAGCUGUGAAGUAAAGUGAGAAUUUAGCAGCCUUAUUCAGUUUCCUUCUUCGUCAGAUCACUACUGCUUGUAUAAAUUGCCAAAAUAAGUGUCAGGUAAGAGGACAUCAUGAGACUCACCUGAUGUCUUUCAUAUUUUUGUAAGAUUUUAGGUGGUGGUAGCCAUGUCCACGAUGAUUGACCCUACCAAUCAGGCUUAGUUACUUCUGUUUACUCUCAGUUUGUAUACUGAGCUAGCAUUGUGGGUUUUUUUUGGUUUUGUUUUUUUUGUUUUUUGCAUUUGAAGCUGAAAUUGGACGUCACAGGUAAAGUAAUUGAACCACAUCAUAGCUAUUUGCUGUUUGAGACCAAUUGGAGUGAGCCAAACCUUUGUAUGAAAGCAGAAAUUUUUGAAAUUGAGGAAUUUGAUGAAGAAAGCUAUUUGAAAGAGUUGUUGAAGCUUUGUUUUGUUGGAACACUAAAAUGCAUUUGUAUCGUGCAGUGCAAUGGUAUUUUAGAGCUUUCGGCUGCCAAUUUAAAAAUGUCAUAUACUGUCAGCGUACGCUAAAGUCUUCUUGUGUUGAUUCACUGGUAUUUGUUAUGCAUCUAUCAUAAUUUAUAGCCAAUAAUUAAACCUUAAACUAUUGUAAAAAGCUAUUUUCAUUUUUUUAUGAAUGUGUUUUUUGUGCUCAUCAUUUUAUGCCAUUCAGUUUACUUGUAUUAAAUCAUAAAUUCUUAUCAUGGCUGUGCUUUGUUUACACAAAUAUAAUGUUAAUCAAAGUAGGAAUAUCAAUCACAUUUUAUUUUGUUGAAACUAACACUUUUAGUGCCAUUUGGAGUCUGUUCUUAUUUGCAUCCAAGUUUAUGUUUUGCACCCAGUUCUUUCCGUCUAAAAGAUUUUUUCUGAUACAAAAACAGUUGUGACAACCCAAACAUUUAUGCUCAGACCGAAUGAAGUAAUAUAUAAACUUGAUUUACCCAAGCACUGUUGGCACCAUGGUGACACAUUUUAUGGCAUAAAAGAUUUACUUGUAAACCUGUGGGACAUCAUGUUUCUUAAGAAUGAGCUGACCUUCCUUUCUCACUAUGUGCUUGGUUUUUUUUUAUGAAUUUGUUGUUAAAUUGUUCUGCCUGUUUACUUGCAUUAUGCUACACUUUAUCAGAGUCUGUAAGGGGGAUUAUGGAACCAAGUGGCUAACGGAACAGUUGAAAUGAUUUUAUCUAAAAUUUGAUAUCUAUGAUACUAGCUUAAUUGCAGAUAUGCAAAUAUUCAUUAAAAAGCAGCAAAUGAUUUGCUUUUUCUGCUUAAGGUCCUAGUGUGACAGAAUUGUAUAAUUUAUUUUUUACAGCAUGGGAAUACAUUUAUACAGUGUUUCAUAUGUAUAAAAUGUGCGUACUGAUUUACGUAUGUAUACGGUUUGCUGGUGCAACGUAUCGGCACGUUGUGUGUCAGGUGACUUCUAUUUCCUCUAUCGCAGUUCCUCAGUUAUGGAUUCAUUCUAACGGUCUCGGUCCUCUGUCCUCUUGUCCCUCUCCUUCAGAUGUUUAAUAGGCAUCAGGGUGUCUCCUGUGGGUUACACACGUCUGUGAAUUAUGAAAUUAAUUGGACGGUCAUGGUAUCACUUGCAAUGACUAUGAAGUAUUUUUGUUCCGUAAAAAACGCCAAGUUCAUCUAUUAUUCAUGAUGACCUUUGAUGUUUUUGCAUAUUUUUGCAAGCGCAGUUUUUGAAUUGUACUCCCAUAUUGCGUAGACUAGCGCCUGUAUUAGCCCUUCACUUUCAG